AUCCAGAAGGCAGGCGUUCAGUAUAUCAUCGACUCAGUGGUGCAGCAGUUGCUGCAGAACGAGACCCGAAAGUUCAUCUAUGUUGAGACGGCAUUCUUCUGGAAGUGGUGGCAAUUGCAGAAACCAGAACUUCAAGAAAAGGUUAAGACGUUGGUUAACAAUGGUCAAUUGGAGUUCAUAAACGGCGGGUGGUGUAUGAAUGAUGAGGCGGCCGCUCAUUACCAGUCCAUUGUAGACCAGAUGACUUGGGGUCACCGACGCCUUCAGGACACGUUCGGUGAGUGCGGUAUUCCUCGCAUCGGGUGGCAGAUCGACCCCUUCGGUCACAGCCGAGAACAGGCCUCACUCUUCGCUCAGAUGGCGUUCGACGCCGUCUUCUUUGCCCGCCUUGACUACGAGGACAAGACUCAUAGAGUGGCUGAGAAGAGGAUGGAGUUGUUAUGGCAGGGAAGCGAUGACUUGGGAAAGGCUUCAGAUAUAUUCACACACGCCAUGGAAAUGGGUUACGGUCCGCCCCCGGGUUUCAAUUGGGAUCUGGCCAAUGGUGGCGACGACCCAAUCAUCGACGAUCCCGAGUCAGAAGACUAUAAUGUGGACCAAUAUGUGGACAAGUUUAUCACUUAUGCCAAGAAGUACUCCAACUAUUACGCCACGAAUAACGUGUUGUUUCCAAUGGGAACCGACUUCAUGUACCAAGACGCCAACUCGUGGUUCAAAAAUAUGGACAAAUUGAUCACAUAUGUGAACGCCAGGAAACAAAAGGGAUCUAAUGUUAAUGUCUUUUACUCGACGCCCACCUGUUAUCUCAAUGGUGUACAUAAUUCAAACCAUACCUUCACCACAAAAUCGGACGACUUCUUCCCCUAUAAUUCAUUCGUUCACUCCUAUUGGACGGGAUAUUUCACGAGUCGACCGGCGCUCAAACGCUAUGAAAAGGUGGGCAAUAAUGCUCUUCAAGUGUGCAAACAAUUGGAUGUCUUGAGUCUCGGGAACGGCAAAAAUGAGGCAAAAGUGACGCCAUUGAGGGAAUGGAUGGGAGUUAUGCAACAUCACGACGCCGUCGCCGGUACUGAGAAACAACAUGUUUCCGAUAAUUAUGCCCUAAAACUGUAUAAGACUAUAGAGAAGUGUCAAUCAGUAGUCGAUGAGUCCCUGAAUAUAUUGAUUGGCGAUAAAAAUUUGAAUCAAUUGUUUUGCAAUCAACUGAAUGUCAGCGCCUGUGCUGUCACUGAAGGCACCGACAAUCUAGCGGUAACUCUAUAUAACCCGUUUGGACAUAGUGUCAAUCAUAUGGUGAGACUUCCCGUCACAUCCAAGGCAUACAAAGUGUUGGACCCGAAAGGAAAUGCUGUCAAAUCAGAUAUCGUUGCAAUUCCUGAAUCAGUUCUCAGUCUUAAGGAAAGAAAGAGUAAAGCAAAAGAUGAG
Medioppia subpectinata is the source of this 1425-nucleotide messenger RNA. The record is from the annotation of a GenBank genome assembly. NCBI's taxonomy places the organism in Eukaryota, Metazoa, Arthropoda, Arachnida, Sarcoptiformes, Oppiidae.